AUGUACGCUCAGCAGGCGCAGGGCCAGCAGUACCCGCAGCCCGGCACGAACGGCGGAGCGCUCCCCUCUCAGCAGGUCAACGCAUUCGGUACGCAGCAGCCGGGAGUUCACGCGGGCGCGUACGGUCAGCAGCAGCAGGAACAGGGACAGGGACAGGCCGGGAACGCGGGAAACAUGUUUGCGGGACAGGCGGGAGGGCAGCCGUACAGCCAGAACGGAGGUCAACCCUUCGCUUCCGCCAACGCCUUCGCGACAGGCGGAACGUCCAGCGCCCCUUAUGGCGCCGGCAGCCCCGCCGUGUCGACUUCGAACCUCCUCCAGCAGCAACUCGCCGCUCAACAAGCCGCCUUCUCGCAGAAUCCCUCCGCCCAGCAGAACCAGCCCAACCUCGCACAACAGCAGUACAUGCAGAGCAUGCAGCAACAGCAGAUGUAUCAACAGGCGCGGAACGCGCAGCAGCAGCAGCAGCAGUCGUCUCCCUUCGCCAACCCUUCCCUUCCCUCCGACUCUCAACCUCCUUCUCAACCGUCACAAGCCUCACCACCUCCGACCGCUCCGCAACGUCCUCCAGGUCAGACGAUGACCCAACAAGAGGUGCAGAACGCCCUUCGCGGCGUCAACCUAAACGGCAUGACGCAGGAGCGGUUCCAGCAGCUCACGCCCAUCCAGCAAGCCGCCAUACGCGAAGUCAUGAUGUCGCGCUCGCGCGCACAACAACAAGCUUCGCUCGGACUUGGCAUGCCCGGCGCAGGCGGAGUUGCGACUCCGCCUCGUCCUGCCCCGACUCAGCCGAACGGGCUUCCCACGCCCGCGAUUGGCGGGACGCCGUCAGCGCCUGCGCCGCCGCAGACGAACAUCUUCCUGAAGACGCUCACCGAGUUCUACGCGAAGCGGGGCGUGCCGUUCGCUGGUCCGCCGACCGUCGAAGGCCGGACGAUCGACCUUGCGCGGAUGUUUGCGGCCGUUACGCAGGGCGGAGGGUUCAACGGGGUCACGACGAACCGGAAAUGGGGACUUGUCGCUACAGCGCUCAACUUCCCGGCCGCGACGCACGAGCAGCAUCCGCCUGAACGGCUGCAAGCGCUGGCUAGCGCAUACCAACAAACCCUCCUCCCGUUCGAGAUGAACUGGCAGCAGGUGCAGCGCAUGCGAGCCGCAGCGAGCGCAGCAGCAAACGCUUCUUCUCCCAACGGCGUAGCGCCCUCUCCUCUCUCCGCCACGACUCCCGCUCCGUCCCUCCCAGCUCCCGGCACGCCUCAGAACCCCGCCAUGCCUCCUCCGCCUCGCGCAUCCGCCACCCCCGCGCCAGCUGCCGCGCCUUCACCCUUCGCCCUACCGUCUCAACCGCCGACUUCGGCGCCGUCACCCGCCUUGCCAGUCGCGGCCGCCUCGCCGGCCUCUUUCCCCGCCAGCGCUGGUGCGUCACGCCCGACGACCGCUGGUGCAGGUCAGGCGCCGACGAGCGGACUCGCCGAAAGCGUCAAGGUCGAAGGCGCGCCGACUGCCGCUUCGCCUGCUACCGCAGCCGCGUCCACCUCCUCCGCUCCUCCCGCCGCAUCAAGCUCCGACUCGGCGACCAAGCCUGCCGAACCCGCCGUUCCGCAGCGCCGUAAACGCCGACGCAUCGAGUACCGUCCGCUCGCGCGACCUCUCGACACGCAUGGCGGGCAAGACCUGCAACUCGUCGAGCAGGCCUAUACUCGCGCGGAGAAGGCUCGACCGGCACGCAAGUUGCCCGACUUGGGACUCGUCGACGUGCACGGCUUGACGAUGAGCUUGCGGAGCAGGAUGGCGACCGAGGUGGCGUACGCGUUGAACGCCUUGACGCUCAUCUCGUUGCAGAUGACGACGGAGGAGAAGGGCAUGGGAUUGAGGUUCCCGUUCGAGAAGUGUCCUGACUUGCUCGAGGAGCUGCUCGACUUGUUGGAGGAGACGGCGUUUGGACUGGAUGAGGAGGGCGAGGCGCGCGGAGGGUCGGAGACGGCGAAGGGCAAGGAGGUCGCGCAGGAGCCGCAGACGUAUCGCGAGCUCUUUCGGCUCAUCGAGGAGCAGGCAAACGAAUUCGAUCCGCCUCACGCGCGCCCGCACGCCUUGACGGGCGACGACUCGGACUCGGUUCUCCGACCAGGAGAAACGGCGCUGGCGGUGGUCAACGUCCUUCGCAACCUCGCUCUGGCCGAGAACAACGCGCGCUACAUCGCCCAGAACCAGCGCAUCGCCGAGCUCUUCAUCCGAGUCGCCAGUCUCCCGCUCAAGGACCCGUCCGAUCCGGCACCUCCUCGUUGGCCGGCUCGCGUCUCAGCAGCGGACUCGAUGUCGCUCAAAAAGACGGCGAUCGAGCUGCUGAGCCAAGUUGGAGCGGACGUCGAGCUCGACAACCUUUCGCCGUCGACGGCGCAGCAGGCCCUUGACCUCGUCCUCUUCUUCGUCCGCGACGCCGAGCUGCAGCGCGAAUCGUUCGCCUUCGACCUGUCUACCACGCCCUCCAUGAUGUCGCGUAUGCACCAGCCUCACGCCGGGCCGACCACCGCAAUCCCGCCCUACCUCCACCUCGGCCUCUCGGCUUGCGCUCGCCUCGCCCUCAAGGACCGCAACCGCUCCGUCAUCGCCCGCCUCCUGGAUCCCGAAGACCUCUACCGCGUCUUCAUCUCGCUCGUCGCGCUCCUGCCCAUCUCCGAAAAGGACUUCCAGAUCAUGACCUUCGAGACGGGCCUCCUCUUCGUCCACGGCGCCAUCAUGAGUCUGUACAACCUCGCCUUUCUCGCCCCCGCAUUCGUCAAAGCCCGCCUGCGAUCCGACCCGAAGAUCCACAAGAGCCUGUUCCGCAUCGUCCGCCGACUGGCCGGCACGCAGGUCCAGUCGAACGAGGACGACAUCUACCUCUUGCUCGCCAAUCGCUCGAUCGCGAUCCUUCAGCUGCUCGACGACGGCGGCGAGGCUGGCGGCGGGAAGAAGAAGGGUGCGCCAGUCUCGGCUGCGCAGGCGGACUUGCCGUGGUAUGGCAUGUCCAUGUCGGGACUCGACGACGACGAAGGCGGAUCCUCAGACCAUACUGGCGAAGAGGCGGACGAGGAUACGGCGGACAAGGCCAUCGAUGGCGACUUGGCGUCGAGCGAAGCAACCUCGCGACGAAACGGCCGCGAGGCAAAGACGGCGCCGAUCCUCGCUGGCGACUCGCGGCAACUGUACGAGUACUUUGCGUCCUCGUCGAUGCCGCUGGUCUUGCCUUCACUCAUCGCCAUGACGGACGGGACGAGGAGCAGGAAGAGGCGGAAGUGA
Messenger RNA from Rhodotorula toruloides NP11, 3279 nucleotides. Its product is annotated as ARID/BRIGHT DNA-binding domain containing protein. Gene Ontology annotation, cellular component: SWI/SNF complex; nucleus. The record is from RefSeq and is a predicted model, not a curated record. Lineage: Eukaryota; Fungi; Basidiomycota; Microbotryomycetes; Sporidiobolales; Sporidiobolaceae. The coding region runs from base 1 to 3279 and encodes 1092 amino acids. The transcript is spliced from 3 exons. Gene Ontology annotation, molecular function: transcription cis-regulatory region binding. Gene Ontology annotation, biological process: regulation of transcription by RNA polymerase II.